Purpureocillium takamizusanense is the source of this 309-nucleotide messenger RNA. RefSeq lists its product as uncharacterized. The record is from RefSeq and is a predicted model, not a curated record. NCBI's taxonomy places the organism in Eukaryota, Fungi, Ascomycota, Sordariomycetes, Hypocreales, Ophiocordycipitaceae. The transcript has a single exon. Bases 1 to 309 code for a protein of 102 amino acids.
AUGCAGAACUGGAUGCAUCGAAAUGACCCAACCGCCGCCGCCGCCGCCGCUCCACCACCGGAAUGGAGUCAAUGGCAGUGGAAGCCACGCGAAACGUGGUGCCUUUUAUUCAGCGAGGUGACUCCACUGGCUGCGGAGCGAGAGACUCCCGUCAUGACGUCUUGUUGUGGGUGCCCUGUGCAACUCGCUUUCAAGCUCUUUCGUCUCGGCAGUGGGCAGGACGUGCCGUGCCGUGUAACGUGUCGAGACAUUGAUCUUUGGCAGCGGACUGAACGGAAUCCACGCAAUCUCAACUUUGCGGCGCAGUGA